Rhinopithecus roxellana (golden snub-nosed monkey) is the source of this 2401-nucleotide messenger RNA. RefSeq names its product TGF-beta-activated kinase 1 and MAP3K7-binding protein 2-like. NCBI's taxonomy places the organism in Eukaryota, Metazoa, Chordata, Mammalia, Primates, Cercopithecidae. The record is from RefSeq and is a predicted model, not a curated record. Gene Ontology annotation, biological process: positive regulation of protein kinase activity. Gene Ontology annotation, molecular function: ubiquitin binding; K63-linked polyubiquitin modification-dependent protein binding.
GGAGACGGCUGCCCUAGUGGGAGAGGCGGCGGCGGCGGCCGAGGAGGAGGAGGGGGAAGCGGCGGCGGCGAAGGGCUCCAGACCCAGUUCCUGGACCUGCCCUGGAAAAGAAGUAUCCCGUAGAGAUGAGCUCACUGCAGUUACUUAAUUAACAAUUUGUAAGCUGCAAAAAUGGCAAUGGGCCAACCAAGAACAGCUACAAUUUGAAUUUUUCUAUUUCCAGAAAAUGCUUGGACAGAAGAGAUGAGUACUAUUUCCACUAAGGCCUAGAAUUGCCUACUGUACAAAUAGUCCUGAUCAGGCAAUAUACGAAUGGCCCAAGGAAGCCACCAAAUUGAUUUUCAGGUUUUACAUGACCUGCGACAAAAAUUCCCUGAAGUACCUGAAGUUGUUGUAUCCAGGUGCAUGUUACAGAAUAAUAAUAACCUGGAUGCCUGCUGUGCUGUUCUCUCUCAGGAGAGUACAAGAUAUCUUUAUGGUGAAGGAGACUUGAAUUUUUCAGAUGAUUCUGGAAUUUCUGGUCUACGCAAUCACAUGACUUCUCUCAACUUGGACUUGCAGUCACAGAACAUUUACCACCAUGGAAGAGAAGGAAGUAGGAUGAAUGGAAGUAGGACUCUAACGCACAGCAUUAGUGAUGGACAACUUCAAGGUGGCCAGUCCAAUAGUGAACUAUUUCAGCAGGAGCCACAGACAGCACCAGCUCAAGUUCCUCAAGGCUUUAAUGUUUUUGGAAUGUCCAGUUCUUCUGGUGCUUCAAAUUCAGCACCACAUCUUGGAUUUCACUUAGGCAGCAAAGGAACAUCUAGCCUUUCUCAACAAACUCCCAGAUUUAAUCCCAUUAUGGUAACUUUAGCCCCAAAUAUCCAGACUGGUCGUAAUACUCCUACAUCUUUGCACAUACAUGGUGUACCUCCACCUGUACUUAACAGUCCACAGGGAAAUUCUAUCUAUAUUAGGCCUUACAUUACAACUCCUGGUGGUACAACUCGACAGACACAACAGCAUUCUGGCUGGGUAUCUCAGUUUAAUCCCAUGAACCCUCAGCAAGUUUAUCAACCUUCACAGCCUGGUCCCUGGACUACUUGUCCUGCAUCUAAUCCUCUGUCACAUACCUCAUCUCAACAGCCAAAUCAGCAGGGCCACCAGACCUCUCAUGUCUACAUGCCAAUCAGUUCACCUACUACUUCACAACCACCCACCAUUCAUUCAUCUGGUAGCUCACAGUCUUCUGCCCAUAGCCAAUAUAACAUUCAGAAUAUUUCAACAGGACCUCGAAAAAACCAGAUUGAAAUCAAACUUGAACCCCCACAAAGAAAUAAUUCUUCAAAACUGCGUUCUUCUGGACCUCGAACCUCCAGCACUUCCUCUUCAGUCAACAGCCAAACUUUAAACAGAAAUCAGCCCACUGUUUACAUAGCUGAGCCCCCAAAUACGGAUGAGCUGAUGUCCCGUAGUCAACCUAAGGUCUAUAUUUCAGCUAAUGCCACCACAGGAGAUGAACAGGUCAUGCGGAAUCAGCCCACACUCUUCAUAUCCACAAACUCUGGAGCAUCUGCUGCCUCCAGGAACAUGUCUGGGCAAGUGAGCAUGGGUCCUGCCUUUAUUCAUCACCAUCCACCCAAAAGUCGAGCAAUAGGCAAUAACUCUGCAACUUCUCCUCGAGUGGUAGUCACUCAGCCCAAUACGAAAUACACUUUCAAAAUUACAGUUUCUCCCAAUAAACCCCCUGCAGUUUCACCAGGGGUAGUGUCCCCUACCUUUGAACUUACAAAUCUUCUAAAUCAUCCUGAUCAUUAUGUAGAAACCGAGAAUAUUCAGCACCUCACGGACCCUACGUUAGCACAUGUGGAUAGAAUAAGUGAAACACGGAAACUGAGUAUGGGAUCUGACGAUGCUGCCUACACACAAGCUCUGUUGGUACACCAGAAGGCCAGAAUGGAACGACUUCAAAGAGAACUUGAGAUUCAAAAGAAAAAGCUGGAUAAAUUAAAAUCUGAGGUUAAUGAAAUGGAAAAUAAUCUAACUCGAAGGCGCCUGAAAAGAUCAAAUUCUAUAUCCCAAAUACCUUCCCUCGAAGAAAUGCAGCAGUUGAGAAGUUGUAAUAGACAACUCCAGAUUGACAUUGACUGCCUAACCAAAGAAAUUGAUCUUUUUCAAGCCCGAGGACCACAUUUUAAUCCCAGUGCUAUUCAUAACUUUUAUGACAAUAUUGGAUUUGUAGGUCCUGUGCCACCAAAACCCAAAGAUCAAAGGUCCAUCAUCAAAACACCAAAGACUCAAGACACAGAAGAUGAUGAGGGAGCUCAGUGGAAUUGUACUGCCUGUACUUUUUUGAACCAUCCAGCCUUAAUUCGCUGUGAACAGUGUGAGAUGCCCAGGCAUUUCUGAGCCAAAUGGC